GCCCACAGAGACACCCAACUCUUUCUAACACACUCAAAGCUUUUCUUCUCUCUCUCUCUCUGUCUUUCUCUCUCUCUCUCCACACAUUUGAGGAGAAGGAGCUCUCUCACACAUUGGUCUCUUUUAUCUCUCUCUACAGUGGAGAGUGAGUGCUCUUUUCCCACUCUGCUAAAGCGAAGGACCCCUCCAAAGUUCUGAUCUUUGAGACUCUAUCAGAGCGUCCUUUAAUUAGUCUGACCUAGGUUACAGUAUGGAUUUGACAACUUAGAUUCAAGCAUAUUAAGUGUGUUGCACAGCGGUGAUCUGUUUGGUUGAUGUCUUGUAGAUUUUACUAUGCUAUUAGUGGACUUGGAGAUGGAAAAAGUCGAUACUAUCAAUGGUGGGAGUCAUAUGGUGAAAUUGGGGGUUGAGUGAUGGGUUUGUUCAAUCUGAUCUAUUUAACAAGUCCGCAUUCUGUCAAUGGCCUCAAAAUCUGGUGCCAGAAUUUCUCCGGAAAAACAGAGAAAAUUGAUUGGUAGUCAAACAACAGAAGGAAAUUUCCGUAGGCCUUCACCUUUACAGAUUACGAAGACUAGCAAAUCGGAGCCAGUUACACCAAGAACAUUAUCCAAGAGUGUGCAAGAAGUCACAUCGAAGCAGGUUCCUGUGGAAACCAGAGAGGAAAAAAGAUUGCUGAGUUCUCAUCAAAAGGAGUCUAGCAGUUCUUUAGCUGGAAAGUUAGACUCAAGUUUAUCGUUGGGUGAGCCAAAACAUGUGCCAGCUUAUGUAAGACCUGCGGUGAAUGAGACUAAGAGUUCACUAGAGGGUGGGGCAGAUCAAGAAAAGAAAACGUCGGAGUAUGGAGUUAGCCCAGCUUCGACUAAAGUCAGUGAUGGAACCAACAGUGUUGCCAAGACCAGUGGGAGUGCCAAAAUUAGUGAUCGAGCUGAUUUUGUUGAGAGUGGGAAGAGCAGUAUCUGUAGAGGUAGCACAAGCAGUGAUGUGAGUGAUGAAAGCACUUGUAGCACCUUAAGUAGCAGUAUCAACAAACCUCACAAGGCAAAUGACAUUCGAUGGGAAGCCAUACAGGCUGUCCGAGCAAAAGUUGGUGUAUUGGGUAUGGGCCAUUUUAGACAUCUUAAGAAGUUGGGUUGUGGUGAUAUUGGAAGCGUGUAUCUUUCGGAGUUGUCUGGAACAAAGUGUUAUUUUGCUUUGAAGAUUAUGGACAAAGAGUCUUUAGCAAACCGUAAAAAACUGCUUCGGGCUCAGACGGAAAGAGAAAUACUACAAUCUUUAGACCAUCCCUUCCUCCCGACCUUAUAUAACCAUUUUGAGACAGAAAAGUUUUCAUGUUUGGUGAUGGAGUUCUGCCCAGGAGGUGACUUGCACACACUUCGACAGAGGCAACCAGGGAAGCAUUUUUCUGAACAAGCAGUAAAAUUCUACGUAGCAGAGAUUCUCCUUGCUCUGGAGUAUCUCCACAUGCUUGGAAUUGUUUAUCGUGACCUCAAGCCGGAAAAUGUCCUUGUGAGGGAAGAUGGACAUAUAAUGCUUUCUGACUUCGACCUUUCCCUCCGCUGCGCGGUGAGUCCAACACUAGUCAAGUCUUCUGCACUUGAGUCAGAACCCUUGCGCAGGAACCCAGUUUAUUGUGUGCAACCAGCUUGCAUUGAGCCCUCCUGUAUCCAACCAUCUUGUGUGGCGCCUACGACAUGUUUCGGGCCUCGUCUGUUUUCAAGCAAAUCCAAGAAAGACCGGAAACCCAAGAAUGAAAUGGGAAACCAAGUCAGUCCAUUGCCAGAGCUUAUUGCAGAGCCAACCAAUGCUCGCUCAAUGUCAUUUGUUGGGACUCAUGAGUAUUUGGCACCUGAAAUUAUCAAAGGUGAAGGGCAUGGCAGUGCUGUUGAUUGGUGGACUUUUGGGAUCUUUCUAUACGAGCUCUUGUUUGGUAAGACUCCUUUCAAGGGAUCGGGGAACCGGGCCACGUUGUUCAAUGUUGUGGGUCAACCACUGCGGUUCCCAGAGUCACCGUUGGUCAGCUUUUCAGCAAGGGAUUUGAUAAGAGGCUUACUAGUGAAAGAACCACAAAAUAGGUUGGCAUAUAAGCGAGGAGCUACAGAGAUCAAACAGCAUCCCUUCUUCGAAGGUGUAAAUUGGGCUUUGAUUCGGUGUGCUAGCCCACCAGAGAUCCCGAAGCCGGUAGAGAUUGAGCGAAUUCCAGCCCCUAUGCCGUCCACCAGUGACAAAGCUGCUUCUGCCGCUGAUAAAAAUUAUUUAGAGUUUGAUUUCUUUUAGUUAAUUUUUCAGAACCAAUCCGCUAUUUGUUUUUGUUAUUUUUUUUUUUUUGCUUGAGAAAGAUGUAGAGUUUCUGAAAUGUUGAUUAUGUGAAAGUUAGGGUUUUUAUAUCCAUAAUGACAAUAUGUUAAUGUUAUGAAACAUUUUCAAA
Alnus glutinosa is the source of this 2425-nucleotide messenger RNA. RefSeq names its product serine/threonine-protein kinase D6PK-like. Bases 460 to 2274 code for a protein of 604 amino acids. Gene Ontology annotation, cellular component: cytoplasm; plasma membrane; nucleus. Gene Ontology annotation, biological process: protein phosphorylation. Gene Ontology annotation, molecular function: protein serine/threonine kinase activity; ATP binding. The transcript has 3 exons. NCBI's taxonomy places the organism in Eukaryota, Viridiplantae, Streptophyta, Magnoliopsida, Fagales, Betulaceae. The record is from RefSeq and is a predicted model, not a curated record.